UGUCGGAGACAGAGACGAGGGCCACAAGUAGGCAGAGCAAGGAGGACAGAGUGGGGUCACUUUCGGCUCCAGCACGCUAUGAUUUCUCCUCCAAGGCACAGGUUCAUUCACAGCUGCUUGCGAUAGGACUGCUCCCUGACCUCUCAAUUCCUUGAGCUCCCAUGGCACAAUAUGAUCCGAAAGACCCCCCGCCUCCAUACUACACUGUGGCAUUGGAUCCCCAGCCACCGCUGCAAUCCUACGAGGAAGCUGUUUAUGGAAUGGGGGGAAAUGCAGGCAUAUCCAGCCAACCCUAUUACAUUAACCAGCAAAUCCAGCCCGUGCCGCCGCCGAUCAUCACCCAGGAAAACCCUCCUUCCACACAGAGGGAGGCAUCAUCAUUCAGAAACAAGGCCCGCUGUUUCGGGGGAUCGGGAGGGACCCUCAUCUUUCUUGCCCUGCUCGCCAUCGCCAUCUGGGUGGGAUUACACUACAGCUCCAGGUGGAUGACAUCUGCAUCUGACAGUGGGGAUGGCGGCCCCCCAUCUUCAUACCAACUAAACUCAGAGACGUGGGACUCGUGUCCCAACACCACAGUCCUGUGUGAUGGGAAGCAGAACUGCCUGCUUGGCAGCGAUGAGACAGACUGUGUGAGGUUUGGAGUCAACGGUUCCCUCCAGAUCAGGACCUCCAACAACAGUUUCCUCCCUGUCUGUGCCCAAGGAUGGGUCCAGAGUUUUGCCGAUCAGACCUGCGCUCAGCUUGGUUUUAGAAAGAGUUACCAGAGUACAGACAUCCAAGGUGAAGAAUCUCCAGCUUUCACAGUGACCAACAACCCUUCAAACUUUAUUCAAGGACACGUGGCCCUCAGUGCCUCAUGUCCUAAUCAACAGACCAUCUCGUUGCAGUGCACUGACUGCGGCAGGCCACAGGUCAACUCCCGUAUCAUAGGAGGCACUCCGGCACAGCUGGGCCAGUGGCCCUGGCAGCUCAGCAUGCACUACCUAGGCUCACACAUGUGUGGAGGGUCCUUGGUGGCUCCAGAUUUCGUGGUGACAGCUGCUCACUGCUUCCCCAGGUCCUCAUCCAGUUAUCUUGAUCCCACAAAUUGGGAAGUAUAUGGAGGAACCAUCACACAGAACAGCCUUCCUCCCCCAUACUAUGUUGCAAAAAUAAUCAUAAAUCAGAACUACAGCUCUGACACCAAUGACAAUGAUAUUGCUUUGUUGAAACUCACUGCACCAGUGGCCUUCUCAAGUACUGUCCAGCCAGUCUGUCUUCCUGCCUUUAACCAGGUGUUCAUGCCUGGGAUACAGUGCUGGACUUCUGGCUUUGGCACUACAAUGGAGGGAGCAGCACAGGCCUCCAUCAAAAUGAUGCAAGUGGCUGUGAACAUAAUCAGCUCCCAGGUGUGCAACAGCAACAUCGUGUACGGAGGCAUGAUCACCACCCACAUGUUGUGUGCCGGAGACCUGAAUGGAGGGAAGGACUCUUGUCAAGGAGACAGUGGAGGUCCGCUGGUCUGCCAAGGAUCUGACCAGCGCUGGUACUUGGCAGGUGUGACUAGCUGGGGGAUGGGCUGUGGGCGAAAAAACAAGCCAGGAGUCUACAGUAACGUGGUGUCUCUAUUGCCUUGGAUCUAUAGCCAAAUGCAGGAAGAGAAGCCAUAAUCUCCCUUCAGCUGCUCUGAAGGUUCUUCCCUCAAUGGGUGCUCUAACCCAGCUCAAACCUCAUCUGACCCUCAGUCCUGAAACAUGUCUAUUCUAUUGAAACUACAUUUUACCCUGGAGGACAAAUGAACAUCUUCUGGGAACAGCAAGCUUGAAUAUUAUGCACUUUAUCUUGGGACUGGUGCAUUCCUGCUGUUACAAACCAGGAUUAGUUCACUUAAGGCCCAGGGAACUGUUGAACCACUUGCAGUUCCUCAGAACCACUAUGAUACAAGGUCAAAAGCUUUAAUGUGCCUCAUAUAAAUUGGGCCAUCUAUAUACCAUCUAUGUUCUGCACAAGAAUAAGAGUGAUUUUUUUCUGUUUGUACUCAUUGCCUAAACUAGUAAAUGGUGUUGACUGUGCAAUAUUAACUUCCACCCUAUUCAUAAUUUUGUGGAUAGAAUUCUGAACAGCACACACUGUCUUUGUGUACACUAUACAUCAUGUAUUUAUAAUUUUUCAAAGCUAAAGACUUGACAUGACCAAAGAAUAACCCCAUUUCCCUUGAUGACUUUUGAACUGGUUGUACUGUAAAAUGUAUUAAUUUUUAUCCUUUGUGCAGGUUCCAAUGCUGAUCUUUGUGCUGUUGAUUCUACAAAAAAAAAAAAUCACCUUACUGAACGGGUGGGAGCUGUUGACUAAAUAAAGUGUUUUAUUCAAACUGCAUUGAACCAGACAAAGGAUUUAUGUAUACUUUUCAAUCAGAUAAAACAGAAUUGUAUUUUUGUAUCAAAAUUAUUAUAGUCAGUGCUAGAAAAAAAGAUUCCAGUUUAUGCAACCAUUCUU
Molecule: messenger RNA, 2475 nt
Organism: Scleropages formosus (Asian bonytongue)
Lineage: Eukaryota; Metazoa; Chordata; Actinopteri; Osteoglossiformes; Osteoglossidae
Product: transmembrane protease serine 13-like
Exons: 13
Coding region: 162-1649 (495 amino acids)
Biological process (GO): proteolysis
Cellular component (GO): membrane
Molecular function (GO): serine-type endopeptidase activity
Source: RefSeq, a predicted model, not a curated record